AAAACAAUUCCUCAAAGACACAAAAGUUGUUCAUCGGAGAGACUUUUUCAGGUUGUCCAUGGAGUCCUCCUCAUCUUCUUAUUCAAAAUAUUCACAUUCUUCUUGGGAUUACCUCUCGAUAUUCCUUCUCCGCCCGGUCCUCGCAAUCGUAUUUGUGCUCUCCCUGAUUUCUAUCGGUUGGUGGUUGGCGUGGAAGCUAGUCCUGGUUCACGUUCCUCUGGUGCAAGAGAUAUUCGGCUUGCGAAAGAAAUCCUUCAAGCCGAAACCCCCGACACGUAGGCUAUCUAAGAUUUACAGUAGCAUGAAUGCCCAGAAUUCUUCUUCUCGAUGAUUUUUAGUACGUGGCACUUGAAGAUCUGUUUGUGGAGUAUGGAAAAAUAAUGUGGCAUCAAUGAUCAUUGCAGAAAAGAAAAACAGCUCUGGAUGGAAGGGGGAGCAAACGUCUCAGUCUUUGCGUGUCCUCAUGUGCAAGUGGACGAAACCAAAACCUGUGGAUGGAUUCGGUUGAUUGCAAUAUAGCUGUACACAAAAGUUGUGAAUCUCUUGCAAACUGUGAUGGAGAACAAAUCACAAUUUUAAUUUAGUUAGUGGGAUCUUAUCUUCCAUGUCAAAUCUGAGCAGCGGUGAUUGAUUUGGUUUUAGUGGAGAAUAUUACCUAUAAAAAACAAUUAUACUUAUAUGGGAAAUGGAAAACAAAGUUGAGACACAAA
Molecule: messenger RNA, 710 nt
Organism: Carya illinoinensis
Lineage: Eukaryota; Viridiplantae; Streptophyta; Magnoliopsida; Fagales; Juglandaceae
Exons: 3
Coding region: 59-331 (90 amino acids)
Source: RefSeq, a predicted model, not a curated record